This is a messenger RNA of Histoplasma capsulatum G186AR, 345 nucleotides long. RefSeq lists its product as uncharacterized. The record is from RefSeq and is a predicted model, not a curated record. Lineage: Eukaryota; Fungi; Ascomycota; Eurotiomycetes; Onygenales; Ajellomycetaceae. The transcript is spliced from 3 exons. Bases 1 to 345 code for a protein of 114 amino acids.
AUGGCUCCUCCAAUGCUUCAACCGCAACGAACUUUGAACCGAGUCAGGGCCUCAGAAUUUAUUGGCAAAAAUCCCAACCAGGGCCCUUCAAGGUGCUCUUUGAAUCCCCGUUCAGAUACUCCUAUUUUUUUGAACCGAGUCAGCAGCAUCCCCGUCCGUCGUAGCGCGGUCAACCGAGUUACGCGACGCUUGGUCGAGCCGUUCCCCGGCUUGGUUCAUCUCGGCGAGUUUCCAGGGUGCGCCUGGUUCUGCACGUUCCACCUCAAAGACCCGUUCUCAGCUUUGACCUUGACCUCUAGUGAAGACUAUUACAGCUCGUUGUCCUCCAUUGAAGAAUUCGUCUAA